UUCCGCUUUACACAAAAUGUUGCUCGAAGCUGGAUUGAUUCUAAAAUUUAUCUCCCUUGCAUCCUCAUUCGAGAUUAUUGAGCGUUUUCCUCCCGGUGAUCCCGAAGGCGAUGCCGCACAAACUGUGAAUUACCACGUUCAACGUGAUUCUAAAGUGGAAUUGAGUUGCACUGCAUCUCAAGAGUUUAAUUUGUGUCAAUGGAUGAAUCCUAGCGGGGCGGACCCGUGUGGGAUUGCCGCCCCGGAUACUGAGAAGGUAUGCCGUAAAAACGGAAUUUCUGAACUGGAAUUGUCGUGGACCGAUCGAAAGAAAUGUUCUUUGACCAUUCACAACGUGAACCAAGCAGAAAUGGGAGAAUGGACUUGCCUCUUGCAAAAAAACAAAGAAAACUUACGUGCCACCACCGUGAUCGUAGAGCUUAAAGCACCCGAAGUAGUGAUAGACGGGCCACGAGAUAUUACGGUGUACGAUGGGGAGCCAAAAGAAUUUCAAUGCACAGCCACGGGAACGCCAACACCCAAAAGUAUAUCUUGGUAUAUCGCUGGAAGAGACAUACCGUUGACCGUUCUAGCCUCCGAAAUCAAGGGCAAUCAAAUCGAAGAGCGAGUGAGCGCACUGGCCUCCAUGAGUUGGAACGAUGCUACAUUAGCUUGCCACGCCGAGGUUGUAGACGAUCAGGGUAAAGCCAUCACAGGCUACGACGAAAGAAGACUUCAAGUCAGAUCCAUCGAGCAAUCCAACUACAAUGAGGAAGUACUGCGGAUGGAGUCGUUCGAGAUCGUCCAGCGUCAUCCAGCCGGUGAACGUGGCACCACCCCUCAAACGAUUCUCUCUUCAGAUGCAGAGGUGACUUUUUCUUGCACCUCUAAUCACCCAUGGCAUGUUUGCAUGUGGAAAUCGCCCAUCUCAGAUCAAUCGUGUGGCAUAUUCGCCGACAAUAUUCUUGGAAAAGAAUGCACCGCCAUUUGGAACACCAAAGAGGUCGAUUGGAAGAUUCGAAAAACCUCUGAUACCACAUGUUCAAUCACGGGAAAAGUGUCAAUUGCCGAUGAAGGGAUGUGGAAUUGUGACUUGCAGUCCAAGCCCGUGAGUUCUCAAAACAAUAUCCACAAAGAUGAUCAGCAAUAUUUUGAAGUCCUGCUCAUCAAGACCCCGCAAAUCUCAAUCGAAUUCCCUGAAGAAUUCGAACUUCGGGAUGGCGAAAGCCAACGGAUCGUCGUUGACAUCUCGGGAGCCUUCCCCAAACCCGAAGUCAUAUGGCGGUUGAACAACCAAGAAUUCAAGCCCGUAAUUGUAGAUUCCACACCACCCACGAUGAACAGCCGUGGUCUGUAUUCUCUCAAGCAAGAAGUAGAUUUUAAGGCCAAGAGUGACGACAACGGUCGAAGGCUCUUCUGCAUUGUUCGCCAAGAAGAUUCAGAGGGCAAUGUCGAGGAACAGGUUUUUGAAGCUUUUCUCAAUAUUAAAGCCAAACCAAUGCUCAUGGCCACAGCUUCUCUGGGUCCCGGGAUCAUAGCCGCCAUAGUGUCUGUAGCAGUGCUGAUUCUCCUCAUCAUCAUCCUUUUGUGCGUGUCUUGGCGAACGGGUAAGUUUUGCUUCCGGACCCGUCCCACACAGGUAAGGACGUUAGAAGAGGAUGAAAUGUUGCCCAAGCCAGAUGAAUCCAACCUAGGGGCAAAUCACGAAACUUACGCUCAAGAUGGGAAGAUCACCUAUGACGACGAAGGCGAAGGAAGUCCAGCAGGGUCUCUUUGUAGUCUCACUGUGGAAGCGCCCAAGCGGGAUUGGAAAGAUGCCACCAGACUCAUGGGGUCAGAGUUUCAAAAGUUUGACGAGCCGACCCUAAAUCAUGACACAUUCAACAGCUUUGCCACCAAUCAGCCCGAUGACCAUGGAGAAAGUCAGGAGGGGCCGAAUCCUGAUGAUCCCGUGAUGCAACAAAAUGACCACUUCACGGAAGGAAACGUGCAUGGAACCCCCAAACGCAUCCAAUAUGAUUCAGAAUCUGAGACGUGAAAAGGUCACGCACGACUGAUUUAAUCUUAACACAUACAUGGUAUAUAUGUACGUCCUUCUUGGCAUUAGCAUCAUUUUGAAUGUUGCAGUAAAAGUUCCUAAUUCGUUCUAAUUUCAAAGAUUUGUUUCGUGGUCUUGAACUAUGGCUCUUCAAUCAAGAAGCAUCUCCUAUUCGGACAUUGUGAAAUUGUUCGUUAAGCUAUGAUUCUGACUUAAUUUGUAUCUUCCCCCGUUUUCUGUACAACACAUUAACAAGGUCUAAUUCACAACAAAAAAAUGGUAUCCAUCCCAUUUCGAGUGGUUUGGUCGACCACAUCCCAUUGGUCGACCACAAAGAGCUUGAUACAAUUGUUUGCUAUGAAGGAGGAAGGAGAGUGGCCCAGGCACGCCUCAAAAGCUAAAUCAUGUCGAUAAUGUAUGGUUUAUUGUGAUGUAAUUUCUUGUCAAAUUUUAAUAUUCAUCGACAAAUAAACAUUAAGUGAGAAAUUCGAAAAAUGCAAAUCUGAAGCGAGAAAUGCUCCAACACCUAUUGAAUAAGAAUAAAGCAAAAUAACCAAGGACCUUAAGAAAAAGGCAGUUCCACCAGUUGAGAAAACCACCUUUACUGUUGAAACCGAAUGUCCUUGAGAAAAUGAUUUAUAAACCGACUGGAAACAAAUUCCUUUGUCAGGGUGUUCUUUGUUUGAUCCAUCCAUGAAUGAAUAAGUAAAAAUGUUUAAUUUGUUGACUUGAACGAAGCCUUAUUUUGUUAUCUUUCGUUGCCGGGGAUAAGCUAAUCUUUAGUAUUUCAUAUUUUUAGGGCUAUGCACAUGAAGCUCUCAUUGGUUAGUCGAGGGCACGAGAUUUUAUUCGCCACAGAGAUAAAUGAAGAACCUUCCACAGAUAAGCGAGAUAAAGCAAGAGUUGUAAAUGGACCAAAAUGGGAAAGUUUUUGUUGUUAUUAAUCCUCGGCAACUGCAUCCUGGGCUCGAUUUCGUUGACCACCACCGUGGGCAUUUUCGACGACAAAGGGAACCCCCAAAACAUUGACGUUGAUAGUUCCGUGUUUUUGGCCAAUGUGAAGCCUCUGAAGUUCUUCUCCAAGGGAGAUGAGAAUUGGAACAUGUGCACAUGGACGAUUCCUUUCCUUUCCAAUGAGGCGUGUGUUUUCGUAGAACUAGAUACGGCAGCUACCCAUUGUCCAGCUCCUAUGACAAUUUACGAGGAAAAUGGUCGGUGCAUAUUAGACACAGGAGGCCUGGAUGAUGAACAGAUCGAUGGCCAAUGGGCUAGUGAAAUUCGAUCUACCGCAACCAAUGCCAGUGACUGGGGACCGUUUAAAGUGAAGCCAAUCAUUGAGCCCAAUCUUUCGCUCAAUUUUGAAAGCGGCAGCCCAAACUUUGAGGUGGACCAGAUGCUCGAGAUCACUUGUACGGCUCGUACUGGACAGCCUAAACCACAACUACAAUGGUUCCUCGACUAUCAAAACGUGUCUAAUAACGCCCCUCCCCAAGAUGAUUCGAAUUGCGAUGAUUCCACCCAAUGCUUGGUUUCGAGAACCUAUUCCAUUAUGGGUUCGACUCAACUUGACGGAUCUGUACUCAGAUGCACAGCCCAACAAACUGACUUUCUGAUGGAAACCGUCGAGACCAACGUGGACACUCCAUUUCAAUUGGGUCCCGACAACCGAAACGGGUUGGACACCUGGGUCAUUGUGACCAUUGUCUUAGGUUGUUUACUGGUCUUGCUUCUCAUUAUUUUACUGAUACUCGCCCUAUGCUUUGGAUGGUGUUGCUUUGGCUGGGAAAACGAUUUUGUGGAGCCUUAUGAAGAGAAGGACAAUUUAGGCUAUUGUCAGGAGGAGCAAGAACCGUCGAUGAGGCUCCGUUAUGCUCAAACCGAGGAAGUAAAAUUCCAAAAGACACACGAUGUCUAUCCUUUUUACCAGCCCGUACCAUUACCAUUGAUGCGGAAUGAUUGGAACGAUGCCGCUCUCGACGAGUUGAGAAACUAUCGUUAUGAAGGCCAAGGCCACCGUCGCGGAAGUGCAGCCGAUUCGUUGUCAUCUUUGGAGACCCUGCCCCACUAUGAUAAUAUCGAUUUUGAGAAGUAUUUCCGGCCUCUGGGGCCUCGCUUCGAGAAGCUAGCCAACUUGUACGACCGUCGUAAAUCGGUAUGGCCCGAGUAUGAUUCGGAUUGGAGCCACAUAUCUGACAUCCCCUUCGAGGAAUCCGUCAUAUGAACAGUCAGUUUUGAUCUAAGUCUACUAUUUUUCGUAACCAACCAAAUCCUAGAAUAAAUAGAGUGUAGAGUUACGUUUUCUAAA
Messenger RNA from Tigriopus californicus, 4322 nucleotides. RefSeq lists its product as uncharacterized. The coding region runs from base 17 to 2017 and encodes 666 amino acids. The transcript has a single exon. The record is from RefSeq and is a predicted model, not a curated record. Lineage: Eukaryota; Metazoa; Arthropoda; Copepoda; Harpacticoida; Harpacticidae.